Messenger RNA from Planococcus citri (citrus mealybug), 3155 nucleotides. RefSeq lists its product as uncharacterized. NCBI's taxonomy places the organism in Eukaryota, Metazoa, Arthropoda, Insecta, Hemiptera, Pseudococcidae. The record is from RefSeq and is a predicted model, not a curated record. Bases 196 to 2997 code for a protein of 933 amino acids. The transcript is spliced from 2 exons.
GGUUCCGAAGGAAUCCGAAAUUAGCCGAAAGACUUCUAACCUUAUCACUACAGUUUUUUUAUCAAAAUUAAAAUUUUUUCUCAAAAAUAUCACAAUUUGAGGCGAAUAAAUAAUUAUUUUAAAUCGCACCGAGUUCGCUCGUAUCUUCUUACAGGAAGCUGUAUCUGAGAAUGUGAAAAAUCAAAUUUUCAGAUAAUGAGUUCAGAUUGGCAAAAGGAGGCUAAACGCUGUCAGAGCGAAUGGGCCAAGAUUCUCCACUCUUGGAAAUAUUUCGAAAACGAAGACGAUCUCGUUAAAACAUACCUUGGAAUUUGCCUAUUCGGGUUCGUGGAAAGCGAAGAAAUCGAAAAUUCAUCGCUUCGCAAGUAUCAUCUCAAUUACAAAGAAUCUCAACGUACCCAUAUCGAUAAAAUCUUCGCUCAUUUGGUCUCAUUGAGCGGCCAUCAAAUAGAACUCGGACACACUUUCUUAUACCUGAACGAGAACUGCAUCGUAUACUGCGUAUUCCGGUUCAGAAUAAAGAACAAAAUCUUCUUCAUCGAACCCAACGGCCGCUUUUACAACUCGUGGGUCCAUUUCCUCGAUACAAACGAACUCCCAGCUUGUCAGUUUCUAGCUCCUAAGAACGGAGUUUAUGGAAAACCCGGCGAACUGAAUGAAAUAGUCUGCUAUCAAACUUCCGGAUCGAAAAAGUGGUUCAGUAAGAGCCUAUCAAUUAUGGACUGGGUUUGCGCAGUAGCUGGAAUCGGUUGCACGUUACUAGGAGUAUUUUCACUCGCUCCAGGUGUCGCAGCAAGUGCAGCUAUCACAGUCGGUGCGAAAAACAUGCACAAAGCUGUGUCUAAUUUCUUAGAUCAGGAAGAACAUCGGCAACUGAACGCAUUAGGAUCUGUGAAUGGUGCCAUUUCAUUGGCUACCGUUACCAUGUCAGCUUUAUCCGGAGCUUCGAAAACGUACGAGAUGAUUUCACUGGCUGGUGAACAUGGUAUCCUGUCAUUGAAAAUUUUACAGUCGUUGAAUUUCACUAAUCGUCUUAUCGACGCCGGAUAUUUCGGUACUUAUUUAUUGCAUCUAUCGUGUAUUGCUCGAAAAGGACGUGUAUCGGAUGUCGAUGCUUUAGAACUAGCAGCUCAAAUAUUCAUUUUACACGGAGCUGUAGUCGACGUAAAGCAUCUUCACGGUAUCAUCAAUUGCGAGAAAAAAAUUGCCAGGAACGAUUUAGCUUGUGGAUUCAACGAAUGGAAAUAUAAACUAAAUAAAAGCGGCGUUCACGUUAAAGAUUGCCAUCCUCUCGUUGGAUUAAAAUUAUUAGCGAACAGAUGCAAAAAUCCAUUGCAGAUUUUAUCAAAGUUUUACUCCCGAGAAGAGCUUAUUUUAAAUACGUGUUUCGAUUUGGAACACUUUACUCUCGAUUACUUAUGCGAUAAAAUUUCCAUUAAUCAGUUUUGUUCGGAAAUACGACCGUUAUUCGUGAAUUUUUCGUAUUUUCACAACAAUUAUUACGAAGAGCUUACGAAUUUGGUGCGUUAUUUUGUCGGCCCCCUUGUAAACGAAGAAAUUCCAGAAAACGAUUACAAAGAUAUCUGUAAAUUACUCGUUUACGCUACAUCGGUGAUUAAAAAAAUUGAACCAGAGAGUGAUCCGAUUCCGGUGGAAAAAAUCGUAGAAAAAAGUGCCAUCGAUGUAUCAGAAUCCGACUCGGAGACGACCGAAAAUUACAAAAUAUUAAUAGACGCCGCUAAAUCUCUCGUCGUAAAGAAAAAUAUCUACGUGAGCAUUGAUCAAGUAAUAAAAUCCUGCCACGAUUCCAUUCUAUUCACUACCACCAAGUUGAGUGAAAUUAUUACCGAAGCUUAUAAUUCCAUGGUUGAUUUUAAUCGCGGAGUCGUCGGCGAAGAUAGACUGCAGAUUAUACUCGAACGUGUCCACGCCUCAACAGUGGAUGAAUAUUUCCAUCACGAUGAAGCUUUUAAAAACUUCGUGAAAAAAUUCAAAACUGAAACCGAGUCUCUACCCGGGCACGAAUUUGUCCCCGUGAAUCCAUCUAAACUGCCCGACUACGAAGUCGAAGAAAUCAGCGAUAAAGUAAUGAACCUUUACGAAUCGGCUUAUUCGUUGCAAACACGAUCUAAAAAGCUUAGUUUACAAGACACGAUGAACACGUUACAGAAAAUAUCUGCCAACUGGAAUGAAAAAUUGGAUACGAAAAUGAACACCCCUUGCCUCGUUCCUGCUGCGAAUGCAACUUUAUAUUCUCAACUGAAUGCUAGACUUGCAGAAAUGAGCGUAGACGAAUCUAUCGAUAUAGCAACAUUUCGUCGAAGUUUGAAAGAUCUGGAAUCUGAUCUGAACACUGUUUCGGAAUUUCAAUCGUUCGGAGAUUAUAUUUUGAUCCGGAAUCACGUUAAAUUAGAACGAAGCGACUCUCAGUUAUGCGAAGCUUUGGUCAUCAUUUGUAGUAAUUUUUAUUACAAAAUUGCCAGUGCUUUGAACGAUGAACAAACGAGCAAAGUUUUAUUGCUUAGAAAAGUUUUUCAUUUUGUUAUAAGUAAAUUUCUAACAAUAAUGGAUACGGAAGUGAAGGUUUUAGAGAACCAAGAUGAUAGCAGAUCUAUUUUUUCUCUCUAUCCUAAAUCUCGAUUUUAUUCAACGAUUCUGCGUUUCGACGAUAUUGAAUAUCUCGACAAACUGAAACCAGAGUUUGAAAAUUGGCCUUUCGACAAUGUUUGGUCGUACGAUAAAAUUGAUAUCUGGAAAGGUAUCAUCGAUUCAGAUUUAUUUCAUCUUCGAGUCAUUCGUUGUACGAAACAAGAUUGCAAAGAAUUUUAUAAAUCAAUUUCAUCGGAAUUGUUCGAUAUCACCGUUGAUCACGAAUACGAUGUUUUAAUAAAUGUUAGUUCUGUGUUUUUAAAAUCUUUGAGAAAGUUUAUAAUAUUUAAUUACGUUAACGAUUGUGAUGUUAUUGUUACUUCGCUUAAUUUAAAACUGAAUAUUUGAAAUUUCGACUUGAAGCAUCUUUACCAUACCUAUCUACUCGUUAUUCGAUUUGAAAUCGAGUUUUAUUGUUUUAUGUAUUUUUUAUACUGUAGUUUUUUUGUAUAUUGGUGAGUUUUGUGGUGUACCUAUUUUGUAUCUAUUACAUUUCUACGUUUUCA